AAUUAUAUUUAAUGUUCUUUCCAAGUCUGAAUGAUAAAUUUCAUCAAAUUUUUUAAAUAUAAAUAAUUUAAAAAAAAAUUUUUUUUCUAUUUAUAUAUUUAUUAUUUUAUUGGAAAAAUAUAAUUAUCGUUAUUUGUAUAAUUAAUUCAAAAGUUUCGCUGAUUUUUAUAUGAACUCUUACGAUUUCUUGACUCUUUGUUUAUUAAUAAAACAUUGAAGUAUCAUUAAUAAUUAUUGACCUAUGAACUUUUUUAAUCAUAUUAUGGGGUCCUUAACAGAAGAAAAGAUUCUUGAAACAAAAUGAUUACUCUCAUAAUGAAUCAACUAGUUAAAUUUGUACGUGUCUAUUUUUUUUAAUAAAGAUAAAAAAAGCAAAAUAAAUUUUUUUAAAUCACAACUCCUAAUAUUUGAUUUUUAAAAAUAAUUCUGUAAUUUGUAAUUUAAAAAAUUACAAACAAAACUGAUUUUUGUCUUACAUGCGUAGGGCCGGUUCGAUUCAUAAUUUAAUUAUUAUUUUUAUUACAGUCGAACCUCGAUAAGUGAGAAACCGCUAUAAGUAAAAGUUAUCGACAGGUUCGUAUCUAAAUUUUCCAGAAAAUUAUGAAUUUUUGUAAGUCAAAUAUCAGUCCCUUGAAAUCUCACUUAUACAGGUUUGACUGUAUAUAAAUAAAAUUUUUUAAUAUCGCCUCCAAAUAAUGGUAGACUCGACCCUGGUUUACAUACUAUUAAAUGAAUUGAUUUUGUUGGAUGCUAAUUAGGCUUCUACAUAAAUCGUACCCUGCCACUUCUAAUAAAAUUGGUUGAAAUUUAAAAGCAUUUGUAAAGACAGUAAGGAAUCAUUGGUAAUAGUGAAAACAUGUGAAUGUGUUAUUCUACAUUUUUUUAAUUAUUAAUUUACCUAAAUUUUCUAUUUCUUUUUGGCACAUUAGUAUUGUAUAUUAUUUUGUUAAAAAUAAUUAAAUAAUUAAAUAUAUAGAAAAAUGACGGAAAUUCAAAGUUUUUAUGAAGGACAAAAUGUUUUUAUAACAGGUGGAACAGGAUUUUUAGGAAAAAUUUUAAUAGAAAAAUUACUUCGAAGUUUUCCGCAAAUUGGAACUAUUUAUAUAUUAAUUCGUUCAAAAAAAGGGAAAGAUAUCAAAACUCGAUUGGAUGAAUUCUUUUCUGUACAAGUAUUCGAGGUAUUGGAAAAAAUAAAUCCUAAUUUUAGAGAGAAAAUAGUAGGAAUUAGUGGAGAUGGAACUGAACCUGCCUUAGGAAUAUCAGCCAAAGAUCGUUUACUUCUUACAAAUGAGGUGUCAAUUAUUUUUCAUGCAGCAGCUACUGUAAAAUUUAAUGAACCAUUGUCAGUAGCUGUAGCUAUUAAUGUCAAUGCAGUAAAAGAAUUAAUUAUUCUUUGCAGAGAAUGUAAAAAAUUAAAGUCAGCAGUCUAUGUAUCCACAGCUUUUAGUAAUUGUAUUUAUGAAAAAAUAGAGGAAAAAAUUUAUCCGUCACCAAUGUCUUGUGAGCAAAUUAAUGCAACAGUAAAUAUAAUGAAAUAUAAAAAUUUAACAGAAGAGGAAGAAGAGCAAAUGACAAAAAAUAUUUUAGGUAAAUUUCCCAAUACAUAUACUUUUACAAAAGCAAUAGCUGAAAGUUUAAUAAAUGAAAAUGCAAAGGAUCUGCCAUUUUGCAUAUAUAGAUUUUCAAUAGCAUUGUCAACAUAUAAAGAACCAUUUCCUGGAUGGCUCGAUGCUUAUCAAGGAUUAAAUGUUGCUAUUUCACAAGUUGGCAGAGGUUUAAUUCAUGUUCUUUAUGCAGAUCCGAGUGCAAAAUGUGAUUUUGUACCUGCUGAUUUUGCCAGCAAUGCAUUAAUUGCAUCUGCUUGGGGAAAUUAUUCUAUGCAAAGAGGACAAAAUGAAGAUAUUGCAGUGUACAACUAUGUUUCGGGUACAGAUAAUCCUAUUCUUUGGGAAGAUCUUAGAAAAAUAAUGGUAGUAUUGAGAAAUACAAUAGCAACCAAUAAAUGUAUCUAUUAUCCAUUUGGAUGGUAUAUUAAGUCGAAAAUAGUGUUUGAUAUUUUAAACUUUUUUUUACAUUUUUUACCUGCUUUAAUUGUUGAUUUAAUUUUAAAACUGAUUGGAAAAAAACCCAUACUCUAUAAAGUUUAUAACAGAGGAAUAAAGUUAUUAAACGUUAUAAGUUUUUUUAUGAUUCAAAAAUGGGAUUUUGAUACACAUAAUGUUCGAUUACUUUGGAAUAAACUUUCCGAGAAUGACAAAAAAUUAUUACCUUUUGAUAUUACUUCAUUUAAUUGGUUUGAUGGUAUAAGUGUAUAUAUUGAAAGUAUUAAAAGAUAUGUUUUAAAAGACGAUAUUAAUGAAUUCACGAUAAAAAAAAGUCAACGCCAUAUUAAAAGACUUUGGACAAUUCAUCAAAUCGUAAAAAUUAUUUUUGGAUAUUUUGUUUUAUGGUUCAUUUGGAAAAUUAUUUGUAUGUUUAAAAUUUUACUGUAAUAUCAAAAAUAAUUGUAUUUGUUCUCUAUCAUUUAAAUAUUUAAUUACGAUUUAAUUGUAAUAAAAUUCACCAUCUGCGAUAAAAAAAAAUUGUACAUCGAUUAUAAAAUGUAAUAAAAAGAAAGUAAUUAAAUAAAUUGUUUUGUAAUUUAA
Leptopilina boulardi is the source of this 2645-nucleotide messenger RNA. RefSeq names its product fatty acyl-CoA reductase wat-like. NCBI's taxonomy places the organism in Eukaryota, Metazoa, Arthropoda, Insecta, Hymenoptera, Figitidae. Gene Ontology annotation, biological process: long-chain fatty-acyl-CoA metabolic process. Gene Ontology annotation, cellular component: peroxisome. Bases 981 to 2492 code for a protein of 503 amino acids. Gene Ontology annotation, molecular function: alcohol-forming very long-chain fatty acyl-CoA reductase (NADP+) activity. The record is from RefSeq and is a predicted model, not a curated record. The transcript is spliced from 10 exons.